Molecule: messenger RNA, 195 nt
Organism: Aspergillus alliaceus
Lineage: Eukaryota; Fungi; Ascomycota; Eurotiomycetes; Eurotiales; Aspergillaceae
Exons: 2
Coding region: 1-195 (64 amino acids)
Cellular component (GO): extracellular region
Molecular function (GO): ion channel inhibitor activity
Source: RefSeq, a predicted model, not a curated record
AUGCAGCUCCCUACCCUUUUCCUCCUCAGCGCCCUCCUCGGACUGGCCAGCGCAGCUGCUAUUGCGCAGCCUGAAGAAUUGGUUGAGCGAGCCUGUCACCCGCUCUACGGCUCUUGCAACAAGAACAGUGAUUGCUGUGGGAGUUUGACCUGCUUUACGCAUGCCGCUGGCAGUGGUACAUGUGCGAACCUGUGA